AGGAUGACUGGGAGUGACGCAGGGCAGACGGAGAAAACGGGGUCUUGAGGGGAGGCAGGAGAUGCUGGAAGGACCGUAGCUCUACUUAUUUGACGGGUUCAAGCCCUUUUGCUUGACGCGAGGACAUGAGCAUCACCUGUGCGGGCCUCCCUGUGACAGACAGCAGCUAAUUAGGAAUCAUCACCUCACAUCCUCGGGGCGGAUUAGUUUGGAUACGUUCCCAGGUAACGCUGAUCCCCGUUUCUGCACAUGGGAAGUGGUCUAUAGCCAUUCAUUUUUUGCCACCAAGUUGUAAGUGCCCCCCCGGCCCCCCAAAUCCCCUCCUUUUCUCCGGUGCAUGUAUAAAUCUCAGCCAGCAUGAACUACCUUCGUCGACGACUCUCGGACAGCAAUUUCAUGUCCAACCUCCCCAAUGGCUACAUGGGCGACCUCCAACGCCCCGAGCCGCCGCAGCAAAGCCCCGCAGUGUCGCCUGGGCCGGCGGAGCGGCGCCAGAGCGUCGGCCAGGCGCAGCCCGCAGCAGCAGCAGCAGCCGGGGGGGGCUCCGGCUUCUUCUCCUCCAUCUCCCACGCUGUCAAGCAGACAACAGCCGCGGCGGCUGCCACCUUGUCCGAGGCGGCGGACCGCGCGGGCGGCUCCGGCAACGCGAAGCUCCUUCUGGUCAUCGACGACCAGCAGACCGACUGGGUGAAGGUCUUCCGAGGAAGGAAGGUCCACGGUGAAUUUGACAUCAAGGUAGAACAGGCAGAAUUCUCUGAAAUCAACCUGGUGGCCAAUGCCACGGGCAGCUACAAUGUGGACAUGGAAGCCAUCAGGAAUGGCCAUAAGGUUAUUAAAUCCUUUAAGCCAGACUUUGUGCUGAUUAGACAGCAUGCUUACAGCAUGGACAAGAAUGGAGACCAUCGAAACAUUGUCAUUGGACUGCAGUAUGCUGGGAUUCCAAGUGUCAACUCUUUGCACUCUCUCUACAACUUCUGUGACAAACCGUGGGUGUUUGCUCAGAUGUCAAGAGUCCACAAGCAGCUGGGCGCAGAGGAGUUCCCGCUGAUUGAACAGGUUUACUAUCCAAACCACAGGGAAAUGAUUACCUCCUCUCGAUUCCCCGUAGUAAUAAAGAUGGGCCACGCUCAUUCGGGAAUGGGAAAGGUGAAAGUGGACAAUCAGUAUGACUUUCAAGAUAUCGCUAGCGUUGUGGCCCUGACCAAGACCUACGCCACAUCUGAGCCUUUCAUUGAUGCAAAGUAUGAUGUCCGCAUCCAGAAGAUCGGUAACAAUUACAAGGCUUAUAUGAGGACAUCGAUUUCUGGUAACUGGAAAACUAACACUGGCUCUUCCAUGCUGGAGCAGGUGGCCAUGUCAGACAAGUACAGAUUGUGGGUGGAUUCGUGUGCAGAUAUAUUUGGAGGCUUAGAUAUCUGUGCAGUUGAGGCUCUGCACGGUAAAGAUGGCAAGGACUACAUAAUAGAGGUUGAUGACUGUUCAAUGCCACUGAUUGGGGACCAGCAGGAAGAGGACCGGGUUCAGAUUGCAGACCUAGUGAUUUCUCAAAUGAACCAGACCAUUCCACACACUGCAAGCUCUUCCACCAUCCGUGCCGCAGCAGGACAGCCACCACAGAAAGCAGUUUCUCCUCAGCCUGUCUCACAGCCAAAAGUACCACAGUCUCAACAGCGUCCUUCACCUCAGGGUGGUCCUCAGCAAAGUCCUCCAUCCCAGCAGCGCCCACAGCCUCAAGGCCAACCUCCUGCACAUGCCCAACAGCCUGCUGGCACCGCUGAUCCCAGUAGCCAGGCUAAAGGUAACCAAGGAUCUGCAGCACAGCCAAGGGCGCCAGGUCAGGGCGCUCCUCAGCGAAGCCAGGGAGGGUCCCCUCAAGCGCAGAGGCAACAGUCUGUAUCACAGCAACAGAAAGCCCCCGCGGGGCAGAAACCACCCGGUGGGCAAACGCAGCAACAAAAACCUGCCCAAGUCCCCAGACAGCAAUCACAGGCGUCGUCACAGCAACAGAGGGGAGCCGGCCAGCAAGGCCGUCCUGGAGCAGCCACCACCCAGCAACCACGACCCGCCGCUCAAGGUCAGGGUGGUCCAGGAGGGCGACCCCCUCUGCAACAAAAGCCUCAGCCUCCUCAGAAGCCCAGUCAGGACAGCCCGGCUGUGGGCGGCUCUCCACAGCUAAACAAAUCCCAGUCUCUUACCAAUACCUUCAACAUUCCAGAAACCCCAGCGCCGCGAGCCAGCCUUAGCCAGGACGAAGUGAAGGCCGAAACCAUUCGCAAUCUACGCAAAUCUUUUGCCAGUCUCUUCUCAGAAUGAGACAGCAUAAGCCCCCUUCCCCACUCCACCCACACCCCACUCCCCUUCUCCUACCGACAGAAAAAUGAAGAGGCAAAAUAAAGGACAGAUCCCUUCUUCCCCCAACAAGCAAGGACCAACAGGAUUUCUGCUAUGUGUAUACAGAGCCUAAUAUGAACAUUUCCACACCACUGCCCGAACAGUUAAAACCAAUUAAAAUGAACAGAGAGUAGUGGGAUAGUGAUGUUUGAUACAUUUCUUGCCUUGCUUCGAGCUUAAGUGAGUCAUCCACUCAGACCGCACAAAAUCCUGUAUAUGCAUGCAACACACAUACACAAAAAUACUUCUCCCUUUGUUUGUUGGUGCAGUGAAGUCAUUGUGGUAUUCAUGUUCAAAUAAAUGAAGGGGCCGUACAAAUAAUACUGGGUUGGGGAGGAUUGCUAACUCUUGAUUAAAGUAAACUCCUUCCCACUGUUAUUGUCACUAGUUACCUGAUACUAUAAUAACAUUCACUCUAUUGUUGAGAUCAACUUUCCUUUUGGAUACAAAAAGAUUCAGUCCAACUUGGAUUUUCUGAAUGAAGCAAAUCCCCACAGAUGUGUUUGGCAAAACAAUUUAAACUCUUGCUUUAAAAAAAAGUCUUAAAUACAAAAAUUCCUAAGCAGCAAUUCAGUAAAAGUAAAAAAAAGGGCGAUCAAACUUCCCAAACCCGGCCAAAGAUAGACUUUAAGACUCUGCCUUUCAAAAAAUAAAGCCAUCCUCUCUCUCCCUGCUUUUGUACAGUUAUUUCUUCAUUUGGGCUGUGCACACAGAAUGUCCGGUUUUGGCAAAUGCUAAACCUAGUCGACCCAUUGACGUCGCUCAUGGCGAUGUCUCAGUUGCAUGUCAACAGAGGGCAAUCAUUUUCCAACCUCUGACUUUAAUGCUUGUAACUAUGUCGUCACAAGUUGGUGAAUUAGUAAUGUAGCUUUGUAGGUGUUGAAUGUUGUCACCCCCCCACCCCGCCCUAUUUUAUUUCUUUUAACUGCACAAAAAAAACAAAAAAAAGGUUCUCCACCUUAAAAUCAUGCCUUACACAAGAAAGAAGGUCAUAUCAAAUGUCAGGGAUGUCCACUUGAUUGUGACACUUGUGUGUGGCUUAGGGUCUUCCAUUAUAGAUUUUUUUUAUUUAAUCAAAUAAAGAAGGAAAACAUGAGUUCAACUACAUUUGCACACGGGGAAUAACAGCAAAACUAUACUUGAAUGCAAUGUCACGGACUGCUGUGCAAAGUCUGCAUUUUCAGGUUUAUUCAUUUGCCACCCAAUAAAGCAGCAGCUCACUGUUCCCGCUCUGAGACGCUGCCAUGUGUGUAAUGGGUGCGCUACAUUGGGAAACAGCACAGACAGGGUUGACUACUGUUCAGGUACAGUUAGUAGAAAUUAUGUUAUUUAAUUUAAUUUAAUUUCAUAAAACAAUCAUUUUUGUCUGCAAACCAGCAUCCGAAUCCAGUGGCUGUACAAUAAGUUUUACAUUGAACUCGGCUGAUUUUAGGGUUUAGCAGUAGUUUGUGGGGUUUUGCACUUCACCCCAACCCAGAGUCUGUUUCAUACAGAUCAGCAGAGUUUCUGCUUCCAUAAACUGUAUGCAUCCCACUUUCAAUAAAUGUGUAUGUCUGUAAGGAGUGAAUGUACUCCGAAGCAUACUCAGCCAAGGAAUGUUACAAGAGUCUCAUCUAGAUAGGAAAAGAAUGUAAAGGAGGCAUAUGAAUAUCAACUGCAGGAUGCUCCUCUGCAGUGGGUUUAGCACUAACUGCCACCCAUCCUUUGCACUGACAACGCUUUCUUUAAUCACUAUGGAAAUUCUGAACAAUUAUUCUGUUUCCGGGCGCUAAAAAUGUCUUCCAGGAGACUGCAUUACAUUCAUAUGUUGAUGUAGUACGGCAAUAUCCUGCUUUUUAGUGAAGACCCGAUAGCCAAGAGUAUAUAAAGAGUCCUGAUCUCCCUGCAGAUUGUCCAUGCUGCCUGUGCUUAUCGGUCUGUUUGUGUAGCCACAGUGACCCCUCGUGCUCAAUGGUGCAUAAACGUGUGAAUGUUGUUCUGUGACUGGUAAACCCAAAUAGAUGUGCUGUACAGAGCUCUGAGUGAUGCAGAUCGCCACCUCUCCUCCCUGCUGCUACUUGUGCUUGUUGAUAUUAGAUGUGCCUCUUAUUUUAUUUGUUUUUAUUUAAGAAAUUGGUGGACUGUUCUUCAUUUUGCAUUCCUUUCCUCUACGAGGGACCACUAUCGGGGCUUAUAAGUUUAUGCAUUAGUGAUUCAGGGCUUCAUUUUUACAUUUUACACGUACUCAGUGUUAGUGCAUAAUUGCCAGAUUUAUCGCAAUAUAGCUCACUGUCAAGUGAAUCAACAAAAUCAGUACUUGUUACACUGAGUGUGUAAUUUAUGAAAAUGAGUCAUCACAUUUAGCAUGGAUGGUUAACUUUGAAGAAUGCCAUUCUGUCCCUCAGAGGCCUCGUGGCAUUACUGAGAUCUGGGACAGCAAUGCAAAGAAAGGAGAUUUGUAUUUUUGUCUUUGAUAUUCACAGAUUGUUUACAUUGUUUAUGGUGGAUAUAUUUGACAGUGAAUGUAUUUUUUUUUCUUACAGCUUGUUUUAUCGCUCUCUAAUUGCACUGUAUAAUCAUUGUGGGGGAAAAAAAAAGAAAGCAUUACAAAUUUGUGAACAAGUGAAAACUGAUUAUCAGUUGAUGCCUGCCAGAUUUAAAAAUGUACACCAUAAAUGUGAAGGCAAAAAUCUGAAGUUUUUGCUAAUUGAAAAUACGACAAUACAUAAAGCAAAAAACAUGGUGGAUUAUUGAAUUACAGUAUAUGUAGAAAAAAAAUAGAUGUUAUAUGCAAUGUAACUAUAUCAUGUGACAACAAGUAAGUUAUUAAAAGAUGUAUAUGUCUAAUAAAGUCUAUGA
Messenger RNA from Cololabis saira (Pacific saury), 5229 nucleotides. RefSeq names its product synapsin I (gene syn1). Gene Ontology annotation, molecular function: ATP binding. Gene Ontology annotation, cellular component: synaptic vesicle membrane; synaptic vesicle. The record is from RefSeq and is a predicted model, not a curated record. The transcript is spliced from 14 exons. Gene Ontology annotation, biological process: neurotransmitter secretion. Lineage: Eukaryota; Metazoa; Chordata; Actinopteri; Beloniformes; Belonidae. Bases 358 to 2313 code for a protein of 651 amino acids.